Messenger RNA from Tribolium castaneum (red flour beetle), 2155 nucleotides. Its product is annotated as sentrin-specific protease. Gene Ontology annotation, cellular component: nucleus. The record is from RefSeq and is a predicted model, not a curated record. The coding region runs from base 172 to 1953 and encodes 593 amino acids. Gene Ontology annotation, molecular function: deSUMOylase activity. NCBI's taxonomy places the organism in Eukaryota, Metazoa, Arthropoda, Insecta, Coleoptera, Tenebrionidae. The transcript has 4 exons. Gene Ontology annotation, biological process: protein desumoylation; proteolysis.
AAAUCGUGAAUUGCUGAUGGCGAAGUGCUAAAGUGAAAGUAACCAGAUUUUUGACAAUUGACGUAGUGCGUACGAUUUUUUGUUUGGUUAAAAAUGUUAUCGGGUGAAAAUAGCUUUCGUGUGUAGUUUUUCAGUUUUCAAUGUAUUUACGUUGCGUACUUUUUGCUAAAAAUGAUUCUUGAUGCACUUUUGGAGUACAUCAGGGCUUGGUUUCCUCGAGACGAGUUGCCCCGCUCGGGUGGCUCUUCCCGCAAACGCAGAGGUUCUGACACAAACAGUAACUUUAAAAGCCCCAAACAGAGAAAAAUCCUUUCACCCAUGGCCAGUAACAUUUUGGAGGACGAGAUUUUCACCCCGACUUUGCGUCCAAGACGGCACGAAACCGUGGUUUUGGACGACGAAGACGACAUUCACGUUGCGAGUAAACCCAUAGAUAUUAAAACAUCGCGGAGAGCGAGCGAAAACCGGUGGGAAACCAGCACAGACGACUUGCGUUUCCUCAAAGCGAUCAAGAGCACGACUGAGAAAAAAUACGACGCGAAAAGGAACAAUAUGGAGUACAUCACGCGGUUUUCCUCCAGUCAUGAGCCCCACAACGGGGCUAAAAGCAAGUCGAGAGUGUCCUCCCCGAGACACAGGUCGGGCCAAUCGACCGCCAAUAACAGUUUCUCCACUCCUACCCUGAACUAUUCGUUUAGAUUAGACGAUAAGAAGCGAUACGAAUUGUUGUUGGAUAAUGUGGCCAAGUUACAAAAUUCCUGCUCGUUUAAUAGCUCCUCCGCUUACGGGACUCCAGCCGGGUCCUUGUUUAAUCGGUCACGGAGGCUGGUCGAACUGGCUAAGUCGCCGAAUAAAAAGCCAGUUGAGGUGAUUGAUUUGACCGAAAAUAAGAGGAGGCUUUCAACCAAAGAUACAGUGAUUAAAGUUUUGGAUGAUUUCGAGAGCGAAGUUAUUGAAGAUUCCGAUUCUGAUGUUGAGAUUUUGCCAACUCCGCCGUCACCGAAACCUGAUAUUAAGGUGUCCCCAGUUAAUAGCCUCAAAACUGUUGUCGAUACGUCCAAGACAACAACGUCCAAGUGGCUACAGGAUUUUACCAAGAAUCAUGAACGCUUCCUCGAAGACAAAUCGAAAGAGAUUGAAACGUACGCGCAAAACUCAUCCGCGCUGAACGAAAUCAAUCGCAAUUUAUUGAUAAAAUCCCUAACUAAAAAAGUCCAAGACUCGCUUGCCAUCAAAGAUGCGAUUCUUCCGGUCGAGGUAGAGGAGGAAGAAAUCGAGUUGCCGCCUUUGAGCGAGGAGCAGCUCCGUUUGGUAAAGAAGGCCUUUUCAGGCGACCCGAACGAAGUGCUCACGAAGAAAUUCAACCUGAAUGUGACCCGACGAGAUAUGCAGACGUUGUCCAACUUGAAUUGGCUCAACGACAAUGUGAUCAAUUUCUACAUGAAUUUGAUUAUGGAGAGAGGGACUGACUCGAAAUGGCCGCGGACUUACGCCACCAACACGUUCUUCUACCAGAAGUUGUCAAGAAGUGGGCCGGAUUCCCUGAAACGGUGGACGAGAAAAGUGGAUAUCUUCUCGUAUGAGUUCAUUUGUGUGCCCAUACAUUUGGGGAUGCACUGGUGUAUGGCGAUAAUCAAUCUCAAGGAGAGGACGAUCAAGUAUUACGAUAGCAUGGGGAAAUCAAAUAAUCAGUGCUUGAGCGCGUUGAAGAACUAUCUCGAGUUCGAACAUAUGGACAAGAAGGGAGAGCCCUUCAGUACCGAGGAUUUUGUCCUAGAGAAUGUACAAGAUAUCCCGCAACAAAUGAACGGGAGUGAUUGUGGCAUGUUUUCGUGUACCUUUGCCGAGUUUGCGACGAGGAAAGCGAGGUUUACUUUCCAGCAAGAGGACAUGCCCUACUUAAGGAAGAAAAUGGUAGUUGAAAUAAUGACUGGACAGUUGUUGAUACAGUGAGGAUCUUUUUACUUUUGUAUACUUUUAGGCUUUAGAUUGUUAUAUACAAUUCACUUCAUUUAAUUAAAACUAUAAUUUAUUGCCGUAUGUUUUUGUAUGAAUGAACGAAUGGUAAGUCUAAGUUUUUCAGUUAUAAUUACCUAAACCUAUUGCGUAACUGUAAAGAAAAUCUGUUUUUUAAAUGAAUAAAGUGUAGAAAAUG